Molecule: messenger RNA, 1868 nt
Organism: Botrytis cinerea B05.10
Lineage: Eukaryota; Fungi; Ascomycota; Leotiomycetes; Helotiales; Sclerotiniaceae
Gene: Bcmag1
Product: Bcmag1
Exons: 5
Coding region: 156-1595 (479 amino acids)
Biological process (GO): base-excision repair, AP site formation; base-excision repair; DNA alkylation repair
Cellular component (GO): nucleus; protein-DNA complex
Molecular function (GO): DNA-7-methylguanine glycosylase activity; DNA-3-methyladenine glycosylase activity; alkylated DNA binding
Source: RefSeq, a predicted model, not a curated record
GGCCAAAAAAGGAGUCGUCACGUGAAUCUGCCAUUUUCCAAUGAAUUUGAAACAUAGGGAUGGUGCCAUGCUGAAUACUUGGGCUUGCAGGAUAAGUAGAGUUGGAGUCAUCGUCUGAAGUCAAGAUAAUCAUCCAUUGUUCUGAAUUCAAACAUAUGAACGAAUAUUGGAAGUAUCUUGCUUACAAUUCAGGAAUUAGGCUGCACAGAGUACUGUCAUUCAAAUUCAUCACUUCAUCAAUAAAACUCUUUUCUCUGCAAUCAUCAAGUCAAUUCAAAAUGUCUACAAGGCGAUCAGCUCGUUUAAGUGCAGCUUCUAUCAUCGCCGAGAAACUACCUGAAACUACGUCUGCUUCUCCUGUGGCGAAAACUACCAGGGCUAUCGUUGGAAAUGGCCCAACAGGAUCUAAGGUUAAACUCAGCAGGAAGAGAAAGGCUAUAUCUCCAGAUAUAUCAGAUUCUUCACUGCCUCCCAUAGCAUCAAGUCCCCCAAAGAAGGAGGCCAUAUCCCGCGAAGAAUCCGAACCUUCUUUGCCUCCCAUAAAACCAGCCCUCAAAAAGAGGAAAAUUGCUUCGAAUGAAUCAUCCGACUCCCCACCCACCAAAAAUGCAAGUCCAUCGACCCCAAAGAGAAAGAAGACCUCUCCAAUUCUUCCACCUCCAGUGACUCCAACUCCGGCAGCUAUCGGGUCAAUGUCUAGUCCUUAUAAAGACGUUGGUGAUAGUAUGCCUCCACCUCCUGUUCCCGUUGAUCGUCUUGCAGUUCUUAAUGGAACAAAUGCUCCCUUAGUCACACCUGAAACUCAUCGACUCCUUGCCAACAAAUCUAUGGACGAAGUAUCUCCAUCGAAACCACCUGCAGUAAAAGUAUCAACCUCCGAUGUUUUGAACAAAGCUAUAGAGCACUUGAUCAAAGUUGAACCCAAGUUGAAACCAAUUAUUGAGAAACAUCCAUGUAAGAUGUUUUCCGCUGAGGGGUUAGCUGAAGAGAUUGAACCGUUCAGAGCGUUGGUUAGUGGAAUUAUAUCACAACAGGUCUCCGGUGCAGCGGCCAAAUCCAUCAAAGCUAAAUUUGUAGCUCUUUUCAAUCCACCUGAUUCAGAUCCAUCUACUCAUACAUUUCCUAACCCUUCCGCUAUUGUAGCUACUGACAUACCUAAUCUCCGCACCGCCGGUCUCUCUCAACGAAAAGCUGAAUACAUAUCCGGCCUCGCCCUCAAAUUUACAAAUGGUGACCUAACUACCCCCUUCCUCCUUACUGCCUCCUACGAAGAAGUUUUCGAUUCCCUAAUCCAAGUACGGGGUCUCGGAAAAUGGAGCGUCGAAAUGUUUGCCUGUUUUGCUCUCAAACGUCUCGAUGUUUUUAGUACCGGAGAUCUAGGGGUUCAAAGAGGAAUGGCUGCGCUCGUAGGAAGAGAUGUUGAGAAAUUGAAAAAAGCGGGAAAGGGAGCAAAGGGGGGUGGAAAAUGGAAGUAUAUGUCGGAGAAGGAAAUGGAAGAGAUAGCUGAGAAGUUUAGUCCAUAUAGAACUAUAUUCAUGUGGUACAUGUGGCGAGUAGAAGACACCGAUAUCACUACUCUUGAAGAAUAUUCUUGAAUCUGGAAGGUUAUGCACGUAUACGACUGUACAUGACGGUAUACACUACUUUUCAAAGAAGAAACAAUAGAUACAAAAGAGUCCCAAAUGAAAUACGAGGGUUAAUAAACGGAGUUUUUUAUGGGAAAUUAACCCGCCAUCAUGGAAAUGGGACAAUAAGACUUAGGAUGCGAAGUCAGGAUAAAUUGCAAGACACACACAGUACACCGAAAGAGGAUAAUGGAAUUUUGCAAUUCAUACUUUAUAAUUUAUCAUAAAAAUACACAAGAUUGA